AUAACUGGCUUAAUGAUCUUACAUGUAAAAUAUAGAAGGAAGAGCCACUUAAUUAUAUUCCGAAUGAGAAGCAUCGAAGUAAUCAUAAGACACGGAGAAAGAGGAAGAUUAAUAGGAGAGAGAAGACUAUCAGGCGCUCACUAGAUUUUGAAAAUAAUCAAAUGCUUGAGCUCAGAGGUCCUGUUUCAAAGUUUAAGAGUAAAUUAUAUUCAAACAGAUCAUCAUGCAACCAAACGAAUGUAUUCCGUACCAAAAUGAUUGCAUUAGCUUAUAACCAGAAAAAGGCAAAAAACGGCAGCCUUAAGAGACACAGAAGAAAAUUAUCUAUUGCAGUGGAUGAACCUAAGCCAGAAUCAAAUGAGUUUAUUCUUCCUAAGGAGAUAACUCACCAAGAUUCACUAGGUCUUGUGAUGCCAGAUAAAGGAGGUAAAACAACCUCUGCCAGGAUCAAUCUGAUAGUAAGCAGGAAAGAAAAGAGAAAAUCAAUACUUUCAAAUAAAAAUAGUUCAAGAAAAAUACAGAGAAAUCAGCUCAAAAGGGAGAUUUCAGAGAGAAAUAAAACUCAGAUGAAGAAUAAGCUCAAGAGCAUGCAUUACAGGAAAGGGAGUAUGACUUUAAAACAUAAUAAAUCUGAGUCAAAAGACGAUUCUAAAAAUUUUGGGGAUCAUUCGAAAUCUGUUUCUUUAAACCCUAAAACUUAUACCCAUGAGAAAUCAAGACUAGGAAAUAAACUAAAGGUGAACUUGAAGGCAAAGCUGAUAUCCUCUAACUACGUCUGAAGAGUGUCCUCAACUCAGAACAGAAGAGAAGGGAAGAGACUUUUUAAGAAUAGAAGCAAGGCCAAUGUCAAAGCUCCUACUGAAAAUUCCUCAGAGGCUGAUAUAAACACUAAGGAUUUGUACAGUCAGAUUCCAGACUCAGAGAUCAUCCUUGAGGAUAAGCCUGACACCAAGCUAAACAUUAUGAAGAAGAUAUUUAGUAAAAAUUAUAAUGGAGAGAAGAAUCCGAAAAUGAGUAUUAAGAAGUUGAUAAGGAAUUACAAGAAGCAAAAGUCAGAAUCAGUCAGAGACUCUGGAAUUGAGGAUAAGCAUAACUACAGCUAUAAUGAUAUAUUGGCUAGGAACUAUAAGCCCAGAGCUGCAGGAUUACCGUUGCUUAAGCCAAGGCAGAGGAAGGAAAACCUUAACAUAAUGAAGAAGUAUUUCAAGUAAUUGAAA
Messenger RNA from Moneuplotes crassus, 1217 nucleotides. The record is from the annotation of a GenBank genome assembly. NCBI's taxonomy places the organism in Eukaryota, Ciliophora, Spirotrichea, Euplotida, Euplotidae.